Messenger RNA from Chinchilla lanigera (long-tailed chinchilla), 1823 nucleotides. It is a transcript of the gene Rcsd1, whose product is annotated as RCSD domain containing 1. The coding region runs from base 280 to 1461 and encodes 393 amino acids. The transcript is spliced from 7 exons. NCBI's taxonomy places the organism in Eukaryota, Metazoa, Chordata, Mammalia, Rodentia, Chinchillidae. Gene Ontology annotation, molecular function: retromer complex binding; actin filament binding; phosphatidylinositol phosphate binding. Gene Ontology annotation, biological process: skeletal muscle contraction; retrograde transport, endosome to Golgi; protein localization to endosome. Gene Ontology annotation, cellular component: WASH complex; early endosome. The record is from RefSeq and is a predicted model, not a curated record.
AGGCCCAGGGUCCUGAGAAACUUCGCGAGAGAGGGGGCUCCGCGGCUGCCCAUCCAUGUUUGGGCAGAUUGGGAGGGCCAGUAUCUGUUUAGAUUUGUGUCUAUAUUUAAACCCCGAUCGUUGGCCUCCCUCCCCGCCCCUCCUCCUCCGCGGCUCCUUCCUGGUUCUCCGCGGAGCCGAGCGCAGCACAGCGCAGCCCGGCGCGCGCCGCCCACUCGCCCCGCUGGGCGCACAGGGACCGCGGGGACCGUGAGCUCCGGCCAGGACGACCUGGAGGACAUGGAGGAGAGACCUGCAGAGCCCAACACCGGCGUGGACAGCUCGGCAUCCCCGUCGGUGGCUCAGCUGGCCGGGCAGUUUCGAGAGCAGGCAGCUGCGGCCAAGGAGACACCAGCCAUUAAACCAAGCAGAAGGAAACCGCCCUGCUCCCUCCCGCUGUUCCCCCCCAAGGUAGACCUGGGUCAGAACGGUGAGGAGAAAGUGUCUUCCAAUGCCAGCCACCCUCCCAAAAUCAAGGUGAAGAGCUCGCCCCUGAUUGAGAAGCUCCAGGCCAAUCUGACUUUUGAUCCAGCGGCUCUUCUACCUGGAGCCUCACCCAAGAGUCCUGGCCUCAAGGCCCUCGUGUCGCCGUUUCACAGCCCUCCAUCCACCCCCAGCAGCCCUGGCGUGCGGUCACGGCCCAGCGAGGCAGAGGAGGUACCUGUCAGCUUCGACCAGCCCCCGGAAGGGAGUCACCUGCCCUGCUAUAACAAGGUGCGGACGAGGGGUUCCAUCAAAAGGCGCCCCCCCUCCAGGAGGUUCCGAAGGUCUCAGUCAGACUGUGGGGACCUUGGAGAUUUUGGGGCCACCGAGUCAUCUCAGGAGAACGGUGCCAGGGAAAACGGGGAUGAGGUGUUCCCACCCAAGAGCGACACCCUGGGCUCCCCGCCAUCCCGUGGGCGUGCGCUGGGAAGCGGGGUGCUGGCGGGCAAGCCCCCUCUGAGGAGGACGUCGAGCUGCGUGGAGAGGCAGGAGGACAGGGCCAGAUGGAGCUCGGAAGAGGUCAGCCGGAGCCCAGCACAAGAGGGGACCCCCGAGCCACCCCAGACCUCCAGCCCGGCGGAGGAGGCCGGGGAUGCGCAUGCGCACCCCGCAGAGGACAAGGCUGCCGGAGAGGAAGCAGAGCUGGGGAGGUCUGCAGAGGCAAAGCGGGGAGACGAAGAGGGCAGUCCCAGCCGGAAGAGCCAAGAUACGAAGGUGGAGGCGGGGACCCAGGUGGAGGAGACCCCCGAGACUCCUCCCGCAGGCGUAGAAGGCAGCAGCGUCCCCAUGAAGGAGGAAGGCGAGGAAAAGCAAGCGCCGGGGGAAGCUCAAAGCUGCAGCCCCAAGACCAGCCGUGCCACACUGGAGCCCAGCAGUGACAUCCAGAGCGGGCCAGCUCUCCUCAGGGAUGAGCCCCCGGUCCGGGAUACUAAAAUGUGAAGCAGAGCUCACGGUGCCCUAGUGACGAAGCUGCCGGAGACGUCUCUUUGGAAGUGGCAGAGGUUAUAGGAGCAGAAGCAGCUCCUAUAAUCACUUCAGUAUUAGCCUGUGGCCCAGGGUUUCCAAGUGAAUAUUCUGCACAGGCAGAGGUUGGAUAUUUAAAACAGUAAACCAUGGUGACACCUCACCUGGGAUCCCGGCCGGCCUGGGGACCCUGGGACAUUCCCCAUGCUUUGGCUGCCGGCCUCCUCACUCGGCUCCAGUGAAGUUUAUCAGAUGUCGCCUGUGUAAAGUUACAGCCUUUUUAUUGUUCUGAAAUGUUUACGGUUCUCAAAUAUCAGUAAAAAUUAAUUCUAAAUGAA